This is a messenger RNA of Nicotiana tabacum (common tobacco), 616 nucleotides long. NCBI's taxonomy places the organism in Eukaryota, Viridiplantae, Streptophyta, Magnoliopsida, Solanales, Solanaceae. The record is from RefSeq and is a predicted model, not a curated record.
GCUGAGAAAAUUAUAAUCAUGAGGGCUGUAGCCACAAACUCAACCUCCAUCUCCAAUGGUAGUACUAUGAGCUCAAAUGGUAGUACUUCAUUGUUGCAUUGGAGAUCUCCACUUCCUUACCUUUUUGGAAGUUUAGCAUUAACGUUAACACUCAUUGCCGUGGCACUUCUCUUCCUCGUUUGUUCCUAUCGUAAACGGUCGUCUUCCACGGCAACUGACGACGAGAAAUCUGCAUAUUCUGAUCACAAGACAAGUGGUAGUGUGGAGAUGACUCCAAAGAUCGUCGUUAUCAUGGCUGGUGACCAGAAACCGACCCACCUCGCUGUUCCACUUUCUUCAUCUUCUCAACUAUAGGUGACAAAUGAACGGGUUGAAUCACAUUUGGACGGGUCAAAAUAUAUUAAACGAAUUAUGAUUCAACCUAGUUAAAGUUCACUCAAAUAAUAGUGGAUAACUGAAUUGGUCCAACGUAACUCACUUUUCCUUACUUUUCUUAUUUUGGUGGUGGCUCUAAUCGGAUCCAUUAACUUGGUUCCGUCAAAAUUUUGCUAGCUAUUGGUCUCCUAGUAGAAGCUUGGGAUUCUUUUUUGUAUUUGUACGGGAAAUGUAAAACAAU